AUGGAUAACGAUGAUUUAAUGAAACAUUGUAUGAAUAUUCAAAUCUUGCUAGAAGUUGGCGAUACAAAAGAUAUAAAUGGUAUAGAAUUGUUUGAUGAAUUGAUUAUUCUUUGUGAUAUUAUUGAAGAAGACACCCUACCUUUAAAUGUCUUAGAAAAAAUACUUAAUUACAGUGCAGACGACUUAUACUGUAACGUGUUCAUAGUACUAAGAAUAUUGUUAACUAUGCCUGUAACUACUGCUUCAGCUGAAUGUUUUUUUUCUAAGUUGAAAUUAAUAAAAAAUUAUCUCCGAAGCACUCUGUGCAAAGAAAAAGUCACCAACUUGUCUAUAAUAUCUAUUAAAAAGGAAAUUUCUAACCAACUAAAAUAUGAUAAUAUAAAUAUAUUUGCUGACAUGAAAAGUAGGAAGGUUAAUUUAUAAUACAAAUUGUUUAUUGUUUUAGUAUUUAUUGACUAAUUGUGUUAAUAUAAUAAUAUUAACACAAUUAGUGUUAUAAUUAUAUUAUAAUUAAUUAUAUUAUACUAAGUAUAAGUGUUCUAUUAAUUAAUUAAUUCAAUUAUUCAUAAUAUUGUAAGUAGAAACUAUACUAUUAAAGCAAAUUAAGCUUUGUAAUACAUUAUGUGUUUAUCAAAAGGGUAGUGUAGUAACUUAAAAAAUAAAAUUGUAUUUCUCCUUUACUAUGGUAAAAAUGCAAUUAUUUAUGAUGAACUACUGUAUUUUCUUGAAUAAGUCAAGCGAGAAAAUAUGGUAAGGUAUCAAUGAUAAUAAUAGGUUACAGUAAGUCUGUAAAUGCAAUAUUAUACUUGGUAUCUCAAAAUACUAUUCAAUUAUUGUAUUAUAAUUUAUUCAAAUAGUUUUAAGCUUAGUUUAGACUAUUAGUCCAAUAUACACUAAUGUAUUAUCUCAAAAAAAGUAAAUUUGGUUAAAAUAUGUGUAAAAUCUUUAAAAUCGAGUGUAAAAGUAUUCAUUUUUUCUAUUCUAAUAAUCAUGUAAUAUACAAAUAACAUAUGAUGUUUAUUUUCUUUUUCUACGAAAAAAUUGUCUACCAGCAUUAUUGCUCCGUUUUACAAUGAUAGCACUUUUUCUGAAAGAAAAUCUGACUGGGGUGGUACUUUAAGAAGGUAUUUUUUGAUUUUCCCAAUAAAUGAGGAAAAAUGAGAAAAUAUUAAACAAUAUUAAACAAACAUUACGAAAGAAAAUAUAUAAUGUAUACAUAAUUAUUUUAUUAUAAUAUGACAUAUAUAUUGUUGACAAAUCUACACUAUCCACCAAACUCCGCUUAGAAUCGUUUUCUCAUUAGCAAUGGUUUAUCGUUGCUUACAGAUAUACAUUAAAUUUCAACUCUACUACCUUCCCAACUACACAACUAUAACAGUGGCUGUAUCUGUCCCCAUUAUCCUAGGAUAGCUUUUUAAGUUUAAAUUUUAUUAAUAGCAUAGUUUAUUCUAAUUUGUAAUCUGCUUGCAAAGCAUUAAGAUUACUUAAAGAUGAUGGGCAUUAUGAUAAUAUAUUACAAGAAGUAUCAUUAUCAAACAUGACAUGUAAAAUAAGAUUAUCUGUUUGCAUUGUCAGCUAAUUGACCCAUUAAACUUGUGGUUGGAUUAUAGACAUAUCUUAGCUAAUGUUUUAUUCAAAGAAAAAUUGGUAAAUCCAGAUGCUAAAUUUAAUGAUUUAAUUUACGAGUACAACAAAACUUCAAUUCUAAUAGAAGACAAAUUGAUAGCUUUGAUUGGAAAUUACCUCAAACAUAAUCAAAUACAAAGUCCUCCCAAAAGUCCAAUUGACACAGCAAAUUUAAAAAGUUUUAUAUAUUAUUAUGAAAAAGAACAAAAUGAUAGUAUUUCAAUUAUUAAAAAUCAACUUACAUUUAUUCAAAAAUAUAUUUAUAAUACAAUUUUGGAGAAUAUAAAUUCCCAAAAUAGUAGUUUAUAUUCUUUGGUGCCCCAGGUGGCACAGAAAAAAUAUAAUUUUAGUGCUAAAUUUAAUUAA
Cinara cedri is the source of this 1992-nucleotide messenger RNA. NCBI's taxonomy places the organism in Eukaryota, Metazoa, Arthropoda, Insecta, Hemiptera, Aphididae. The record is from the annotation of a GenBank genome assembly.